UUGCUGUCUCUGUGUGUGACAGUGUUUUACGGAUGAAGAGAUUGAGCCGACUUUGAGGCGCACACAGAAUUUCCUGUAUCCGUAUACUUUGAUGACACCCUGAAUUCUCAGCUCUCUACUUACGUCUACCCCAAUGUCUCUGACUUCAAGGAUCUCGCUGACGAGCAGCGUCAAGCAGGGCAGCGACGCCGGCGGCAGCAGCGAGCGCAAUGCAAAUAUACGGAAUCUAUUUGCGCCCACUCCCGCGGCGCUGGCCAAGCGAAAGGCGGCACGGCAGCGCAGCCAGAGCAGUGUUUGCCUGGAUCGAGGGCAGCUCGAGCAACGGGAGCAACGGGAGCCACAGGAGGAGCAACCGCCUGAACGGCAAGUGACUCAGCCGGGCCGGCUGUCCCAGAGCAAUCAGGCGCUGAGACGUUCCAUGGGACAAAUAGCCAGCUACAAUGGGACUAAUGCGAACAAUGGCGAUUACCAGGGAGGCAUAUGGCAGCGAGGGAGCGAUGGCCCCGACAUAAAUCAAAUGGCAAUGACUAGAAAUCAAUCAGCAAUGGAACAAUAUGAGAACAAUUCAAAGGGCAGUCUGAGCCGGCAGUUCAAUGCCUAUGGCAGCCAGAACGACUGGGCCAACAAGCAAAACAAUGACUGGCAGCCGAGCGCAUUGCAAUUGGCUACAGAGCAGCUGCAGGUGCAGCAGCCGCUGCGUCGUCCUUCACUGGCCUGGCACGAACGUAAGAACUGGCAGGCAAUGAGCCAGCCGGAAAAUUUUAUUAACAGCAGCAUGCAAAAACAGCAGCAGCAGCAGGAGCAGCAGCAGGAGCAUGAGCUGGAUCAGCUUAAGCUGGCUGAAGUCAGCGGCAACAACAAUGUUGACUUUGGUAAUGAAAUGACCUGGGGCAACGCAGCAGAGAAAUCGCUGCCAUUGAAUCACCUGAGACUGCGACAGAGCUCACUUCAGCCCGACCAGCGCCAAGACAUUUAUACGGCAGCCACUGGCGCUGCUGCUGCUCGCGAUUACGACGCGGCUAAGGUUGAUGAGGAGCAACGCCCAAGUAUGCACAGCGAAAGCUGUGCGCAGUUUGCGCCGCUAGCGGAGCGACUGCAGCGAUUCCGGCAGCGACAGCAGCGUUACAACAGCGCUGAUAUUGAAAAUACCGACUUAUCAGCUGAACAAAUAAGCGUUGCCAAUUUGCAUGGGCAGAGCGACGACAACAACAACUACAAUAAGUUUAGUAAAACUGCUGCCGUUCGACGUUCAAGCGCAAGUGGUGCAGUUGAUGCCACCGGUAGCUACUCAACAGACGCUUUAGAGGAGGCACCUUGGCAGGGUUUUGAGGUUCAGCCGAGUGACGUUGGCAACGACGAGGCAGCGCCUCGACGACGUGUGCUCAUCAAGCGCCGCAUUGUGCGCUCGACACGCGUCCGCAACAGUGCUGCUCCGCCAUCCCCAUCCGCAUCCGCAUCGGCCUCACCGCACAGGUCGGCUGCGGGGCGAAAGCAAAAAGCGGAUUGUCAGCUCGGCUGGCUGGCAAGGCUGCGCAGUUUCCGUGGCAGCGGCUCAAACAACAGCAAUUUAAAGGGCGCCACAACAACGGCUUUUGCCUCACAUCAUUUGGAUAGCAACAAGAGCCAAGGGAGCAGCGCUCCUACACCCAUCAUGGCCGUCCUGCGUACUAUGAAGCUCAAAGAGCGCCUCGCCAUUAGCCUAGGCGCGACGCUCGUGCUGCUCACGCUGCUGCUCAUUGUGGACGUGCAAAUGGACUUCGGGGUUGCCAACCGCCAUCUGCUGCAGCAACAGCAUCAAAAGCUUCGCUUUGGCAAUAGCAACAACGAUUACAACGAGGCCGGCACAGCCGGAGCCGGCGGCAUGCUGCACGAGUUCAAGCGCAAAUUUCUGCAGAAAAGCAACUCUUCUGGCUCCAAGGAGGCCUCCACGCCGGCACAGGCGUCGGGCGGCGGGACGACGAGCGGGCAGGAGGGCGUAAUCGCUGGGCCCUCGCAGUCAACCCGCAAGCCGAAGCCGCACGAUCGGUACCUGGACCUGCAGAAGCUGCUGCUGAGCGAUGAGUAUAUGCACGUCAUAGUCGAUAAUGAGCCAGAUGUGACGGUUAACAAUCCGACGCUCGGCGAGCUGCUGCACCGUCAAGUCGGGGCAAACGCCAGCAAUUUGGAGCGCUUCCAAUUGCGCAUUACCAAGAAGGAGCUCUACAGCGAGCACGAUACCCUGGUCGAUGCGGUGCUACGUGACAUGAUCACGCUGCCAAUACAGCAUGUGGUUCAGAAAGAGGGCGGCACACAGCUGAAGCUGAUCAUUGAGUAUCCGAAUGACGUUAAGGCUCUAAUGAAGCCCAUGCGGUUUCCACGGGACCAGCAAACGUUGCCCAAUCACUUCUACUUCACAGACUAUGAACGUCACAAUGCCGAGAUUGCAGCCUUCCACUUGGACAGGGUCCUGGGCUUUCGUCGCGCGAUGCCUGUGGCUGGUCGCACGCUGAACAUAACGACCGAAAUUUAUCAACUGGCCGACGAAAAUUUAUUGAAGACAUUCUUUGUUUCGCCAUCGCUGAAUUUAUGCUUCCAUGGCAAGUGCUCGUACUACUGCGACACUUCGCAUGCCAUUUGUGGCAAUCCGGACAUGCUGGAGGGCUCCUUUGCCGCAUUUCUGCCCAGCUUCGAGACCUCCAAUCGCAAGGGACGGAAGCUCUGGCGGCAUCCUUGGCGACGUUCCUAUCACAAACGAAAGAAGGCUCAGUGGGAGACAGAUGCCAAUUAUUGUGCUCUGGUACGCGACAUACCGCCCUACGAUGAGGGACGACGUCUGCUUGAUCUUAUGGACAUGGCUGUAUUUGACUUUCUCACUGGGAACAUGGAUCGGCAUCAUUACGAGACUUUCAAAAUCUAUGGCAACGAGACGUUCCCCCUGCAUUUGGACCACGGACGGGGCUUCGGGCGUCCCUAUCACGAUGAGCUCUCCAUUCUGGCGCCCGUCCUGCAGUGCUGCCUGAUACGCAAGACGACGCUCACCAAGCUGCUAGAAUUCCACAAUGGGCCCAAGCCGCUGUCGCAGAUUUUGAGCGAGUCGCUGAGCGUCGAUCCCAUCAGUCCGGUGCUCUGGCAGCCCCAUCUGGACGCGCUCGAUCGCCGGGUCGGCGUCAUUCUGCAAAGUAUACGGGACUGCAUCAAGCGAAAUCCGCCCGGCGAGCUUGACGGCUCCGAUGCGGACGUAUCGUCAUAGCGCUAAGCCUCCCAAACUGAGUUAGAGUCUAAACUUAGCUAUAAGUUUGCGUGUCUUGUGUACUGUCUAGACGUAAGAGUAGAAAUCGAGGCGGGGCACCUUUGUAAAAGGUCACCUUGUCACACGAUAUCCUUGCAGCUCUGUCUGCACAUACCAAAAAAAAAAAAAAAAAGAGAAAGCAAGAAAAAGAAAACCAAACAAAUGAAUGUACGAAACUUCUUGUACAUUUCUUUGGUUCAUUUUGUUUAGCAUGUAUGUAUGUAUGUAUGUAAUCGAGUUGGCCAAUUGAUUGACUCGAGUUUCGGUUAUGUGGUCGAAUCUUAAAUGAAGUACCUUCAGCACAUUGCACACACACAUACACACGCAUAACUCAUACCACACAUACGCGCACACAAACUUCCCGAGCAGCUAAACCACAAAUUAACUACAAAUUACAGCCACAGUAGGUGCCAAAAGCAAAUCAACGCGUAUACAUGAACGCAUGUACUUGAACUUAAAUUGAUUCUAAGAGCAAAACUAAAUUAUACAUACAUUGCGCUAGAGUGAAACUUCUUGAAAAGACUAUAACAUAUAACUAAUUGCUAAA
This is a messenger RNA of Drosophila mojavensis, 3815 nucleotides long. Its product is annotated as extracellular serine/threonine protein CG31145. Gene Ontology annotation, molecular function: protein serine/threonine kinase activity. Gene Ontology annotation, cellular component: Golgi apparatus. The record is from RefSeq and is a predicted model, not a curated record. Lineage: Eukaryota; Metazoa; Arthropoda; Insecta; Diptera; Drosophilidae. The coding region runs from base 134 to 3229 and encodes 1031 amino acids. Gene Ontology annotation, biological process: protein phosphorylation. The transcript has 13 exons.